CCCAUGACAGAAUCGUUCGGGCGGGCUGGUGGCUACUAAAUUGACUGAAUAUUGGUGAUUAGGAGACCGAAAAAAGCGUACUAGUAACCGUGGAGUUAAUUUUUAACCUUUUAAACUUUAAUAUCAAACCUACAUGACGCCGCUGGGCGGAGGAGGACGCAGGCCAUCUCCAGCUGAAGCACCGAAUGGCUGCUGAUAAACAUUAAAACGUCGUUAGCUAACAGUUAGCAGACGGACAAACGCCCCCGAGGACUGCCUGAAUAUUUACAACCUGCGUUUUCCCUCCGCGAGCCAGUCAAACAACAUACUGGGACACCCCCCACGAAGCGGAGACAUGCAGUCAUCAGAGCAGCGCUGACGGGCCUGACUCUGGUUUAGCACAACCAUGGAGUCCUCCUCUGAGUCCCAGCAGGAGCCUGAGAAAACUUUGCACCAUGCAGAGUUGAGAGAGCACCAUGCCACCUCCGCUGCCGUAGUGAGCGGGGAUGACACCAUCCUUCUGACCCCAGGCAGGAUGAGCCAGCGCCAGGUGAAGGAGCGGGACAAGGAGAGGGAGAAGGAGGCAGGCCUCCAAACGCCCAACAGGGAGCACGUCGCCACCCCCUCUUCCCUCAGCCCGGGGGUCAGCUACAGCCACGGUUUCGAAAGAGGGAAGGAGGACCUCUUGCCUCUGCCUUUGAAAGAGGACUCACAUUCCAUAUCUAAGAGCAAGUCUGAAACAAAGCUGUACAAUGGCUCAGACAAAGAUGUGUCUGCAUCUGGGGGAAAGCUCACCAAGAAGGAGUCCCUCAAGGUGCAGAAGAAAAACUACAGGGAAGAAAAGAAGAGGGCAACCAAAGAGCUGCUCAGCACCAUCACUGAUCCUUCCGUCAUCGUCAUGGCCGACUGGCUAAAGAUCCGUGGCACUCUGAAGAGCUGGACCAAGCUGUGGUGUGUGCUGAAACCAGGCGUGCUGCUCAUCUAUAAAACCCACAAAAACGGCCAGUGGGUGGGAACGGUGCUGCUCAACGCCUGCGAGCUCAUCGAGAGGCCCUCGAAGAAGGACGGCUUCUGCUUCAAGCUCUUCCACCCGCUGGAGCAGUCCAUCUGGGCCGUCAAGGGUCCUAAAGGAGAAGCAGUUGGCUCCAUCACUCAGCCAUUACCCAGCAGCCACCUCAUCUUCCGUGCCGCCUCGGAGUCUGAUGGUCGAUGCUGGAUGGACGCCUUAGAGCUGGCCCUGAAGUGCUCCAGCCUGCUGAAGAGGACCAUGAUCCGGGAGGGGAAAGAAGACAUGAGCACGGUGGCCACUGGCGGAGAACACUCCAUAAAUUUUUACAGCCUCCUCCGAGCCCACAACAUCCAUGGUUUCCAGUUCAAUGACAGUGACCAUUUGAAAGACCCAGACCUGUACUCAGACAAGUCCGACAGGGAGGGUGAACAGGACCAUGAGGAAUCAGACCCAGAGGGCCUGGAGAAGAGUGAGGAGAGCGACAGCGAUACAUCAGAGCGGCAAGAUGACUCAUACAUCGACCUGGAUCCUAAUGAACAUCUGCGGGAAACCUCGUACCUGGAGCAGUCCCACGAGGAGCUCGGAGAGGCUGGCGAGGCUGCUCAGACAGAGACGGUAUCAGAGGAGAAUAAAUCUUUGAUCUGGACUCUGCUGAAGCAGGUGCGACCUGGCAUGGAUCUGUCCAAAGUGGUGCUGCCCACCUUCAUCCUGGAACCGAGGUCCUUUCUGGACAAACUCUCUGACUACUACUACCACGCAGACUUCCUGUCAGAGGCUGCGAUCGAGGAGAACGCUUACAACCGGAUGAAGAAGGUGGUGAAGUGGUACAUCUCUGGAUUCUACAAAAAGCCAAAGGGGUUGAAGAAGCCUUAUAACCCCAUUAUUGGAGAGACGUAUCGCUGCAUGUGGCUUCACCAGAAGACCAACAGCAAGACGUUCUACAUCGCAGAACAGGUAUCCCAUCAUCCUCCUGUGUCGGCCUUCUACGUCAGCAACAGGAAGGAUGGAUUCUGCGUCAGUGGCAGCAUCCUUGCCAAGUCCAAGUUCUAUGGAAACUCCCUGUCGGCCAUAUUAGACGGGGAGGCUCGGCUCACUUUUCUCAACCGAGGAGAGGACUAUGUGAUGAACAUGCCGUACGCUCACUGUAAAGGCAUCCUGUAUGGCACAAUGACCCUGGAGCUGGGCGGUCAGAUCACCAUAGCAUGUGAGAAAACGGGCUACAGCGCUCAGCUUGAGUUCAAACUCAAGCCAUUCCUGGGCAGCAGCGACAGUGUGAAUCAAAUCUCUGGAAAGAUCAAGCUGGGGAAGGAGGUGUUAGCUACGCUAGAAGGACACUGGGACAGUGAGAUCUUCAUCAACGACAAGAAGACAGGGACAAUGGACACGUUCUGGAACCCAACGGCAGAGCUGAGGCAGAGUCGAUUGACCCGCUGCACCGUCCCUCCAGAAGAGCAGGGAGAGUUGGAAUCAGAAAGACUGUGGCAACACGUGACCCGCGCCAUCAACAACAAGGACCAGACCGAGGCCACCAAUGAGAAGUUCAUCCUGGAGGAAGUUCAGAGGAAGUCCGCCCGCGAACGGAAAGCCAAAUGUGAGGAGUGGAUCCCCGCCCUGUUCGAGCAGGACCCCGUCACUGGAGAGUGGCAUUACAGAUAUGCCGACACAAGGCCGUGGGAUCCGCUCAACGACCUGAUCCAGUUUGAGAAAGACGGCUGUAUCCAGACCAAGGUCCGACACCGCACCCCUAUGGUACGUUCUGGCAGUCUUAUUAGUCUGAGUAACCAGGGGCCGCGGAGGGACAAUUGCAAGUGCCAGGUAACGGUGCCAAAGAGAAAACAUAAGAGCGACAAGCCUAAGAGCCCAGAGAGCGGCUGCUCUUCACCCGAACCCGACCGCCAAGACUCGUCAGGCAGCGAACGACACAAAAACAAGCAUAACAGCCGGCUGAGGAAAAAAGGAGCAGACCUCAGUGAACUUCAAAGUGCCAUUGAAUCUAUAAAGCAGACGCAGGAGGACAUUAACAGGAACAUCAGUGUGCUGAGGAGCCGUGCAGCAGGCCGGGUGGAGGGCGCCUCUUUCCUCCAGCAGCGCGACUACGUCAUCAUCAUUUUCCUUAUCCUCCUUCAGGUCCUGAUCAACUACGUCUUCAAGUAGCAGCCAUACAGGGAGAGUGGUGCCCUCACACACACACAAACAUACACUAUCUGAACGUAAGGCGUCACAGUGGGGGACUUAGAGACGUGAACUUUGACCUCUCAAAGUUAAAGACUCCAACUCUCUCUGUCUUUAGUAAGUCCAACUACACACGUCCAGAAAAGUGGAGACUUUUUUUUAAAACUUGUUUAUUUUUAACCAGUCCAUUCCAAAACUCUGGGGAGAUCCACAGAUUUCAAAGCGAAGAGAAGCAGCGAGAAGGAGUUGGAGGGGAGUUUUUGGUGCGAUGAAGUCUCGUCUGCCACUCUGGAGCUCAUUGAUUUGCCUUGAUGUAAGAGGCAAAGACAGCAGCCAUUUUUCAGCUGUUGUUUGUUUUGUUUUUAUUUCCAACGGAGUGAAACUACUCUCCGAUUCACAUUUCACCUCAAACAACAGGGAACCUUUUAACAUGGAGACGAGUACCACGACUCAGAUGGUAACACAGAUUUUAAAAAAUACCUUUAAUGUUCUUGUUUUUUUUAUGUUUUCUUUACUUUGGUGUGUCCUUUGUGAAUAGGGGUCUGCUUGGAACAAAAAGUGGCGAUAAGGGAGAGAAAAACAAAGUGGUCCAAUCUAUGUGACUUUUAUUUUUUUAUUACCAGAUAUCGGCUGGGGUUUCCAUGCGUUGAAAUGGAUGAGGAAGACAAACAACACAAGUAAUACUGUCAAAAGGAACAGAAGCUAUAAUUUCUGCUGUAUAAUAAAACUUCACCUUUUGCAAGUCGAUGUUGAAAGAAAAAAGUCAGAAGUUUAACACAGCGUCAUUGUAUACUGUAGGUAGCAUGUACAGACGGAGCGUGAUUAGGACAUUAUUUAGCCCUAUGUACAGUAUUUUAUCCUAAGGCACAAAUGCACUGGAAACGUCAGAUAUUUGUGUUAAUAUAGUUUUUUAUCAGUUCAACUUGCACUCUAUCUUUUACAUUUCUGCUCUGAGGAGGUCUGGAGCAUCAACAGAAGGUCAAAAAAAAUGAUUUUUGUGAUUUUUCAUGAGUUUCAGUGACCACUGCCCUAGUUUCAGGUAAAAGGAGUUGAUACGUUUUUAAUCAAAGUCAGCAAAGUGAAAUGAUGUCAUCUAAACUCUGCCUUCUUAGAUAUUAUGGCAAGUUAAAGGAACAGAAUAAGAAAUACGCGUAUUCAUUUUCUUGAUGGAGUUUGAUAAGAAGAUUGAUUCCACUUUCAUAUAUGUACAUUAAAUACAGCCAAUAGUCAGUUAGUUUAGCUUAACAUUAAGAGUUAAAGCAAAGCAGAACAGCUGGCCUGACUUUGUCAAAAGGUACCUACAGCCCAAUCCCAAUAUACUCUGCCCCUACAAUUUGACACUUACACCUCUGUUUUGCACGUUAGCGUCUCGGGGUAGGGUAUCCUGAUUCUUGCUGGAAUAGAGGGGUUGGUAAAGUGUUGGGGCCAUAUGGACCUCCAAACUGAGGGUUUUCAGAGGUUCACUUCAAAAUGAAUGUAUGAAGAAAUCUGCCCUACCAGCUAGAUCUCGUUGGUGUAAUCUGUACAAAAAACAAAGUAUAAAGACAAAACGUAUUAGUUGUACAGGUAUUCAAGUGUUGGGCCAUUCCUUGUCAUCGUUGUGAAGCCGAUAGGGCAACCGGCGGUAACUUAAAAAAGUGACUGUGUCUAGCUAAUAAUCAUCUCAGAACAUACCCCCCAAUAAAACUAAAACUUAUUGAACUUUGGUUUUUGUAGGGAUUAAACAAAUGAGAAACUAGUUAUAGAGUUAAGGAAGUGCUGGUUGGUGGAUUUUGUUACUUUUGACCAAGCCAGGCUCUGUUCUUUUUAAUAAUUAAAGCUAAGGAGCUACCAUCUUAAGGUUGAAAUUUAUUGUACGGACCUUCUCAAAUUACUUAUGGCAAGAAAGUGAGUAAGUGUAUUGCCUAAAUGAAACUCUUAACUAUUCCUUUAAGUAUGAAAUGAAGUAUUAAAAUUCCAGUUACGCUGUGCAACCAUGUAGACAAAAUCUAAAAGGUGUCAAGACAAGCUAAUUAUAAGAACUGUUUCAUAACA
Molecule: messenger RNA, 5194 nt
Organism: Plectropomus leopardus (leopard coralgrouper)
Lineage: Eukaryota; Metazoa; Chordata; Actinopteri; Perciformes; Serranidae
Gene: osbpl8
Product: oxysterol binding protein-like 8
Cellular component (GO): membrane; cortical endoplasmic reticulum; cytosol
Molecular function (GO): cholesterol binding
Source: RefSeq, a predicted model, not a curated record